This is a messenger RNA of Labrus mixtus (cuckoo wrasse), 1120 nucleotides long. Its product is annotated as cysteine-rich venom protein TEL1-like. The record is from RefSeq and is a predicted model, not a curated record. NCBI's taxonomy places the organism in Eukaryota, Metazoa, Chordata, Actinopteri, Labriformes, Labridae. The transcript is spliced from 8 exons. The coding region runs from base 351 to 1073 and encodes 240 amino acids. Gene Ontology annotation, cellular component: extracellular region.
UUUACUGAGGAAUUCAUUUUAUUUGUAAAUUACAUUUUUUGUUUAGGUUCUAUUUUUUUGUUAGUUGGUUGAUUUAGUUCUCAUUUCCUGUUUUAUUUUAUCACACACUCUGCUCGUGUUUCAUCACUUACUGUCUUUGUGUGUUCUCUUUUCCUUGUGAGGUGUGCCCGCCCUUAUUGUUCUCACCAGUGUCUGUUCCUUUCCUUCUGCCAGUUUGUUUCAUCCACCUUGCUCCUUGUGGUUAUUGUUUCAUGGCUCCUCCUGUUUUCUCACCUGUUUUGUUGAAUUUUUAGUUAAAUUGGACAUUUCAUUACGGACUCUGUAAGUAGGAGACAAUCCUGGUUUAAACCAUGUACACUUCAAGCUUCCUGUGUGCCUUCGGCCUCCUGGCUGCUCUGCAGCUACCUGGCUCUAUGGCGGAUAAUCAAGUCACGGUAAAUCCUGGGGUCACUGGCAAGGAUCAGCAAGAGAUCCUGGACAAGCAUAACGAUCUAAGAAGGGCAGUUACCCCUACCGCUAGCAACAUGGUGAAAAUGACCUGGAACAACAAAGCUGCAGAAAUUGCUCAAAAGUGGGCCAAAACCUGCCCCAUGCAACACAGCUCAUACCUCUUCAGAAAGAUCAAUGCUACCUCUUGUGGAGAGAAUCUGUUCAUGUCCAGCCACAGGCUAACCUGGAGCAAAGUCAUCGAUUCCUGGUACAGCGAGGUGAAAGACUGGGAAUUCGGAUCUGGAUCGAUCAAUGAUGGAGUGGUUGGACACUUUACACAGGUUGUUUGGUACAAGUCUCACAAAAUUGGCUGUGGUUUGGCCUACUGUCCAGACUCUAGAUUUAAGUACUUCUACGUCUGCCACUACUGCCCAGUUGGAAACUACAAUUUAGCUCGCCCCUACAAGACUGGAAAAAGCUGCGCAGACUGCCCCGACAACUGUGACAACGGACUGUGCACCAAUCCAUGUCCAUACAAUGACAGGUUUGAGAACUGUCCUAUGUUCAAAAUGUAUUGCGAGGUGUUCGAUUUUGUUAAACAGUACUGUGGUGGCACGUGCAAGUGCAAAACUGAGAUUGUUUAAAUUACACGUCUACAUGUCACCUGGCUCAUCCAGUCUGUUUCAAUAAA